AUGCCUGCAAAAGAUGUUUCUAUUCGCCCGGUCACAGAAAAUCGAAGACGUUUCCGUUUUGGUGGUGAAAUCGCGGAUGAUAUAAUUCUUGAACUUCAACUUAUGGGUCUUGCUCUGGCAACAGGAAUCAUGGAUGCGACAACCUUCCCUGAUUACCAUGUUUUCGUCUCAAACCAAACUGGCAACACGGCUCUGCUUGCUGUCGGAGCUUUGAAUAUUGGCGGUGAUCUCGUGAAGCUUCAAAAUGUUGGUGUCAGUCUAGGGCUCUUCAUCGCUGGUGGCAUGAUAUUGGGCCAGAUGGGCAAUGCAUUGGGCCCACGACGACGACUCUGGCUUUUAUUCACCAAUCUGUUACAAACGACAUUAGUUUGUGUAGCGACAGGUCUGCGAUGGAAAUGCGCAACGCAUGACGGUACUCCUGGCUCACUUGUGGUACUUUCAUUGCUGGCUUUCGCGAGUGGGGGGCAGAUAGCAGUCGCGAGAACGGUCAACGUUCCAGAAAUUACCACAGGGAUGGUGACCUCAGCAUACAUCGACCUCCUUGUUGACCCACAUAUAUUCGCUGUCGAAAAUCGAUCGCGAAACCGGAGAUUUUUCUUCAUCUGUAACUUGCUUUUGGGGAGCUUUAUCGGUGCCACCGCAUACCACUAUGUGGGUGCUUCAUUAUCACUGCUCCUAUCGGCAAUUUGCAAAUCGAUUAUUACGAUGGCAUUAUUUACGAAUUCUGACGUCUCCGUGCGUGGUACAGACUCGAAAGAGAACAAAUGCACAGUAUUUUCUAUGGCAGCAGAUGGUAUCCUGCGAUCGGUGACUGCCGACAGAAUCUCUGAUAACUCAUUUCGUUCUGUCAAGUCUGCCCCGCCCUGA
Molecule: messenger RNA, 867 nt
Organism: Penicillium cinerascens
Lineage: Eukaryota; Fungi; Ascomycota; Eurotiomycetes; Eurotiales; Aspergillaceae
Product: YoaK family protein
Exons: 1
Coding region: 1-867 (288 amino acids)
Source: RefSeq, a predicted model, not a curated record